Petromyzon marinus (sea lamprey) is the source of this 2792-nucleotide messenger RNA. RefSeq names its product activin receptor type-1-like. NCBI's taxonomy places the organism in Eukaryota, Metazoa, Chordata, Hyperoartia, Petromyzontiformes, Petromyzontidae. The record is from RefSeq and is a predicted model, not a curated record. Gene Ontology annotation, biological process: cellular response to growth factor stimulus; transforming growth factor beta receptor signaling pathway; heart development. Gene Ontology annotation, molecular function: ATP binding; transmembrane receptor protein serine/threonine kinase activity. Gene Ontology annotation, cellular component: plasma membrane; BMP receptor complex.
GGGGCAGGGCAGGGGCUGGGCCCGGCCGAGGUUUCCUUCGCUCGGGCUAGACGCGGGGGUAGAUUACGGGUCGGGGCUGUGCAGAGGUAGAAACAGCAGCAGCGGUAGCUGCAGCAUCGUCAGCAGCAGCAUCAUAUCAACAGAAGUAGCAGGAGAAGUGGACGAACAAGAAGAAGGAGGAGGAGGAAGAGGAGGAGCAGGGGAGAGACUCCAGGACUGCACACGCCGAAGCAUCGCUCGGCGUGUGCCGCGGCACGGCAGGGAGCUGUGCCUCGUGUGCUACUGUGAGUGAUGAAACUACACUGGGAAAGAAAGAAAGAAAAUCAUCAUCAAAGAGCAUUUCCAACAGUGGCUUAAACACACUCAUUUGUGCCACUCUCUAUUUUUUUUUAAACAAGCCACAGCGUACGCGGCUGCCAUGGGGGUGUGGGUGGUGAGCAUCGCCACGCUGACCUACUUCUGUGUGUCAUCAUUCGCAGCCAAAGAUGUGGGCUUGGAGAGCCCGCCGUUUGUCUGCGCGUGCGAAGGCAUCUGCGGCGAAGAGUCUCAGUGCAACGGGCAGCGCUGCUAUUCCGCCCUAGAGCUGACUAAUGGGCGCUACGUGGAACUGAAAGGCUGCCUUCCCAAUGCCGAGCAAGUACGGCUGACCUGCAGCACCCCCGCCUCGACCAGCCAAGUGGUGAUCGAGUGCUGCACAGGAGACUGGUGCAACUCCAACCUCACCGCCACACCGCCCCCUGAUGACGAGAUCGAGGUGCUUCCGUACAGCCCGGGCACCCUGGCAGUGGUCAUCGCCGGCCCUCUCGUAGUCCUCGUGGCCCUGCUGACGGCCGCCGCGCUGCUGUGCCGAUCGCUGCACAAGCAGCGUGCCCGCCACCUGCACGCUCGCGACGUGGAGCGCGGUGCCGCCGACGGGCUCAUCACGUCCAACGUGGGCGACAGCACCCUUGCCGACUUGUUGGACCACUCCUGUACAUCGGGCAGUGGCUCAGGCCUCCCUUUUCUUGUACAGCGGACAGUGGCUCGUCAAAUCACGCUCAUUGAAUGCGUCGGCAAGGGGCGGUACGGCGAGGUGUGGCGCGGACAGUGGCAGGGUGAAAACGUCGCUGUGAAAAUCUUCUCUUCGAGAGACGAGAAGUCUUGGUGCCGCGAGACGGAAAUCUACAACACGGUGCUGCUCCGGCACGAGAACAUUCUCGGAUUCAUUGCGUCGGACAUGACGUCACGCAACUCGAGCACUCAGCUUUGGCUCAUCACACACUACCACGAGUGUGGCUCGCUCUACGAUUGGCUGCAGCGCUGGCCCCUGGAGGCGUCCUCCUGCCUGCGCCUCGCCCUGUCUGUGGCCGCCGGCCUUUCUCACCUCCACGGGGAGAUCUUUGGCACGCACGGAAAGCCUGCCAUCGCGCAUCGUGACCUCAAGAGCAAGAACAUCUUGGUGAAGGGCAAUGGCCAGUGCUGCAUUGCUGACCUUGGCCUCGCUGUGAUGCAUUCGCAGGAGUGGAGCCGGCUGGACAUUGGGCAAAACCCACGCGUGGGCACGGUGCGGUUCAUGGCGCCAGAGGUGUUGGAUGAGACGCUACAGACAGAUUGCUUUGAUGCGUACAAGCGUGCCGAUAUCUGGGCUUUGGGGCUUGUUCUCUGGGAGAUCGCGCGCCGUACUCUCAGUAAUGGCAUUGCGGAAGAAUACCGCGUGCCCUUCCAUGACGCAGUGCCCAGCGAUCCGAGCUUCGAUGAGAUGAAGAAGGUGGUUUGUGUGGAGCAGCAACGACCGAACAUCCCCAACCGCUGGUUCUCUGACCCGAGCCUGACGGCGCUGGCCAAACUGAUGAAGGAAUGUUGGUACCAAAACCCAUCGGCCCGCCUGACUGCCCUCCGUAUCAAGAAGACCCUGGCCAAAAUCUCUGGAUGUCUUGACAAAAGCAAAGCUGACUGUUGAACAUGCAAACAACGAAAACUUCAAAAACAUACAGCCAAACGUGGCUUUGCAAUUUUAUUCCACAAUAAUGAGCUUUUUGUAUCUCCCAGGGAUUCGAAAGUCUUGGAAAUGUUUAAAUUGCAUUUUCCGUCAACUCUGUGCCAGAAUGCAGUUCAUGUUACUUUAAAGAAAUGCAAGUUCUUUUUUCCUCUCGAACAGAAUGAUAUGCUUCCCUGAUUUCUCCCCAAGUAUCGAAGUGCAACCUUGGAUUGUUGUCGCUCGAGAAGUUUGCAUAGGCAUGAAGAGAAUGCAAGUUGUGAAGGGGGAGGAGGCCGAACUUUAUAGCAAAAAAUGUGUACGGUUUAUGAUUUGUCACGUUGUAGAGUUUGGUAACCGACGUCAUGCAAUAGCUACAGAAGGCUGUACAAAAAAAAAUUUUGUCCAAAAAUGUUUCCUGAGAAGGAAUCCUGUCGUGUGUGCUUUCAGUACCUAUAACCUGUAUACUUGAAAGGUGGAAAAGCAAGGUCCUUUUAAACAUUGCGAAGGUGUGUAUUUUUAAGUAAAGUCAAUGUAUAUGAUUUUGUUUGUAAUUAGUAGAUUAGGAAAUUGAAAUGCAUUGUAAUAGUGGAUUUCAUACCGUGCAGCACACAACCCAGGAUGUUGAAUCCAAAUAAGCGUUAAACAUAUUCUCCUAUUCAAAGCUUUUGUUUCACCUGUGGAAUAACCUCUCGCUUUGUAAUUAACAAUUCACCUGUGAACUACACGUAAUUGCCUAGUUUAAAAGUAAGUAAUGUGGUUUUUGGUCACUGGAAGAUCAAAAUAAGUGGAUGUCUCGUGAAUAAUGAAACUUACAUUAAAACAAAUGUAGCGUUCU